AGGCGUUUCCUGUGUGAGAGAGUGGGGUGAGCUAGGUCUGCUCAGGUGGCUAAGCCCGGGCGUGCCGAUCUACCGCGAACUGCAACUCAGACCUGGCUAAACUCUGAGAGUUGCAGGAACAGUCGUUUCGGGUGGGCCCAGGCAUUGCGCUGAGAGGAAUAGGCUUGGGGCCCGCUGUGGACCACACUUCCCAGAGGACCCAGUGGCCUGUCGCUCUUCUCGCGGGAACUCGAACUUUUCAUCACGCCUGGCGGGACCGUUAGAUCCUGGAGUUCUACCCUUCUCCAGGUGAGGCGCAGAAGAGAAGGAAAGAAUGCAAGAUGAACUUAUACAAGCAGUUUCCAAGGGGUCAUUGAUGUUCAGGGAUGUGUCUAUAAACUUCUCUCAGGAGGAAUGGGAAUGCCUGGACUCUGGUCAGAUGAAUUUAUACAAAGAAGUGAUGUUGGAGAAUUUCAGCAACCUGGUUUCAGUGGGACUUUCCAGUUCUAAGCCAACUGUGAUCUCCUUAUUGGAACAAGGAAAAGAGCCCUGGAUGGUUGACAGAGAGCUGACAAGAGGCCUUUGUUCAGAUCUGGAAUCCAUGUGUGAGACCAAGUUACUAUCUCUAAAGAAGAGACAUUUCAGUCAAGUAAUGUUUACUUAUGAAGACAUACACACUUUUAUUCAGCCCACAUUUCUUAUUCCACAUCAAAAAACUAUUAAUGAAGAGAAACUCUGUAAAUGUAAAAUAUGUGGAAAGGCCUUUAAUGAAAACUCACACUUUGUUCAACAUCAGAGAAUUCAUUCUGCUGAAAAAAACUAUGAAUGUGAGGAGUGUGGGAAAUCCUUUAGUCGUGGCUCACUUGUUGCUCGACAUCAGAGGAUUCACACUGGUGAAAAACCCUAUGAAUGUAAAGAAUGUGGCAAGGCUUUUAGUUGUAGUUCAUAUUUUUCUCAACAUCAGAGGAUUCACACUGGUGAGAAACCCUAUGAAUGUAAAGAAUGUGGAAAAGCCUUUAAUUAUUGCUCAAACCUUAAUGAUCAUCAGAGAAUUCACACUGGUGAAAAACCCUAUGAAUGUAAAGUAUGUGGAAAAGCCUUUACUAAAAGUUCACAACUUUUUCCACAUCUGAGAAUUCAUACUGGUGAGAAACCUUAUGAGUGUAAGGAAUGUGGGAAAGCCUUUACUCAACAUUCAAGGCUUAUUCAACACCACAGAAUGCAUACUGGUGAGAAACCUUAUAAGUGUAAGGAAUGUGGAAAGGCCUUUAGUAGUGCCUCAACACUUACCAACCAUCACAGAAUUCAUGCUGGCAAGAAACUCUAUGAAUGUAAAGAAUGUGGAAAGGCCUUUAUUCAGAGCUCAGAACUUAUUCAACAUCAGAGAAUCCAUACCGAUGAAAAACCAUAUGAAUGCAAUGAAUGUGGAAAGGCUUUUAAUAAAGGCUCAAACCUUACUCGACAUCAAAGAAUUCACACUGGUGAGAAACCUUAUGACUGUAAGGAAUGUGGAAAGGCCUUUGGUAGUCGCUCUGACCUCAUCCGCCAUGAAGGAAUUCAUAUUGGAUAAGUGAUAAGCCCUUUUGAUAACCUUUAUAGUAAUAUUUUUAAAAACAGAUAAUCCAAAAAAUAAACAGAAAAAACAAAAACAAAAACAGAUAAUGUGUGUUCAAAGGUUCCUCUGUGUAGUAGUUUUCUAGGGCUACUGUAAUGAAGUACCAAGUACCACACAACUAGGUAGCUUAAAACAACAGAAACUUAUUCUCUCAGUUUUUUAGCCUUGAAACCCAGACUCAGAGUUGUUGGCAAGGUUGAUUCCUUCUGAAAAGUUGUACAAGUGCUGAGUGUUAAAAGCCAAAGGGGCAGGUGGGAAUGAGGAAGAGCACCAAAUGGUAGAAGGGGCAUCUGAGGAGAUCUGAUAGAGCAUUGAUACUGUCCACUACAAAACUCUUGAAUAAACUCUACAUUUGCUCAAAAAAAAAAGAAAAAAGAAAGAAAGGUUAAUUCUUCUGGGGAAGAAUCUGUUCCAUGCCCUUCUGAUGCACUUCUCCUAGCUUCUCAUAACAGCAAUUUUUGACAUAUCUUGGCUUACAGAUGCAUUGCUCCAAUCUCUGCCUCCAUCUUCACACUGUGUUCUGUGUGUCUCUGUGUGUCUUCUCUUAUACGGACAUGGGUUAUAUUGGAUUAAGGCUCACCCUAAGGACCUCAUCUUAACUUGAUUAUAUAUGCAAAGACCUUAUUUCCAUGUAAGAUCAAAUACACAGAUACCAGGUGUUAGGACUUCAACAUAGUUCAAUCCAUUACACUGUUAACUCUAUUUUUAUUAAUGAAUUUGUAAUUUUAUACAUAAUGUUAAUCAACUGUAUUUUAAAAUGUGAAUUAAACUCCCUUUUCCCCCAAAAGAGAAAGAUUCUAUCUCAAAACUACUUAUUCUAUAAUUCCUUCCCACUUAUUCUCCAUUUUGGUUAUACAUUUGUUUGUAUUAGCUUAUGUUUUAGGGCCAUCUUUUCUAUAUCUGUGGCCUACAGAAUACUACACUGUAAAUUGUGUUACAUAGGCUAGCUUUGAAUUCAUGGUGGAAUUAUAACUUUGUUUUUUGAAGGCAGCUCUAGUCUUUUUUCCUUUUUUAAAAUUAAUAUUUUGUUAUUGUAAAAAAACCAGAAAGGACACAAAGGAAAAAAGAUUAUUUGUAAGCCUACCAAGCAGAAAUGACUAUACUUUCAAAUUAUUACAACAUAUCCUUCCAGGCUUUGUUUAGUGUAAUCAUGACAUGCAUGCUGUAGCAUAACCUGCUUUUAUCAUGCUACUGGUUCAGCAAGUAUAGAUUUUAUAUACCAUUCUUUUUAAUGAUGUCAUAAUAAUAUUUUCUUGACUAUCAUUUUGAUAAAUAACUACUGAUAAAUAUUUUCGUGCCUGUUUAAACUUUGCAGUUAUAAAAGUUGCCUU
Messenger RNA from Hippopotamus amphibius kiboko, 2925 nucleotides. RefSeq names its product zinc finger protein 829 (gene ZNF829). Gene Ontology annotation, biological process: regulation of transcription by RNA polymerase II. The record is from RefSeq and is a predicted model, not a curated record. Gene Ontology annotation, molecular function: DNA-binding transcription factor activity, RNA polymerase II-specific; RNA polymerase II cis-regulatory region sequence-specific DNA binding. The transcript has 5 exons. The coding region runs from base 314 to 1549 and encodes 411 amino acids. Lineage: Eukaryota; Metazoa; Chordata; Mammalia; Artiodactyla; Hippopotamidae.